Messenger RNA from Labrus mixtus (cuckoo wrasse), 1411 nucleotides. Its product is annotated as claudin-5-like. The record is from RefSeq and is a predicted model, not a curated record. Gene Ontology annotation, biological process: cell adhesion; bicellular tight junction assembly. Lineage: Eukaryota; Metazoa; Chordata; Actinopteri; Labriformes; Labridae. The transcript has a single exon. Bases 305 to 952 code for a protein of 215 amino acids. Gene Ontology annotation, molecular function: structural molecule activity. Gene Ontology annotation, cellular component: bicellular tight junction; plasma membrane.
CUGAGAGGAGACACAGAAGAGAAAACACUUCAGACCAGGACUCUUAGCGGAUCAGAUCCUUCAGACCAGGACUCUUAGCGGAUCACAUCCUUCAGACCAGGACUCUUAGCGGAUCAGAUCCUUCAGACCAGGACUCUUAGCGGAUCAGAUCCUUCAGACCAGGACUCUUAGCGGAUCAGAUCCUUCAGACCAGGACUCUUAGUGGAUCAGAUCCUUCAGACCAGGACUCUUAGCGGAUCAGAUACUUCAGACCAGGACUUCAGGUUCAGAGCCUUGAGAUCAGGACUUUCGGCGGAUCAGAGCCAUGCUUGCUGUGUGUCUGGAGUUCCUCGGCCUCGCGCUGUGCGUCACGGGCUCGCUGUUCGUGAUGGUCGCGUGCGGGCUGCCCACGUGGAAGGUGACGGCGUUCAUCGACUCCAACAUCGUGGUGGCCCAGACCAUCAUGGACGGCCUGUGGAUGUCCUGCGUGGUGCAGAGUACUGGACAGAUGCAGUGCAAAUUCCACGACUCGGUUCUGGGCCUCGCGCAAGACCUGCAGACGGCGCGUGCCCUCACGAUCAUCUCCGCCGUGCUGGGGGUGGUCGCGCUGACGGUGACUGUUGCGGGGGCUCAGUGCACCAACUGCAUCAAGGACGAGACUCUGAAGGCACGGGUGGUUCACGCGGGCGGCGUGAUCUACAUCAUCAGCGGGCUCUUCGUGCUCGUGCCGCUCUGCUGGAUGGCCAACAACAUCAUCGUGGACUUCCACGACCCGCAGAUACCCCCCUCCAAGAAGAGGGAGAUCGGAGCCGCCAUCUACAUCGGCUGGGCUGCCGCCGCGCUGCUCCUGCUCGGAGGGACCCUGCUCUGCUGCUCCUUCUCUCAGGGGGUGCGAGGGACCUACCCCAUCAAGUACGCGCCCACCAAGAGCAUCACGAGCACCGGAGACUUCGACAAGAAGCAUUACGUCUAAACUGAACUCUCACGAUGAAGGACUUUUUUUUUCCUUUUUGUUUUUCUGCCAGAACAGAGCUGAAGCGACUUUUCUGCUAUGAACCUUUGACAUGAUGUGGAGACAUGAUGAACACACCGAGGGGGAAACUGUAACACAUGUACAGAGGACCAUUAGGGCCAAACAGAAAAGGUUUUUUUAUUCUGCAUUUCAGGGAUCACUUUCUGUAUUAGUGCCACGUUUAGGGAAGACAUUUUUUCUCAACAAAUUGUUCUCAUUGCAGAUAAAUUCAACAAGUCUCAGAUAAAAGUUGAAAUGUCAAAAUACUGACGGUAAAGUCGACUUAGGACAAGAUGAGUCAAUUUCAAACACACUAUCUUCAUAAAACAAUACAGAUGAUGUUAAAAACAACGAUGGUGCAAAAUACCACUGGCGUCAUUUUGAGUGUGAAGUCAAAUUUUAUCGUCUGGCAUAUACAAA